Rotaria socialis is the source of this 1512-nucleotide messenger RNA. The record is from the annotation of a GenBank genome assembly. Lineage: Eukaryota; Metazoa; Rotifera; Eurotatoria; Philodinida; Philodinidae.
AUGAACGAACACCGGCCACCACCACCGCCUGUACGCGUGGAUUCAAUUUCAAGUCUUGAAAUGAAGCCUCUUCCUCGUCGACCAGAUGAUGACUUGAAUAAAAAGAAAAAAACGAAUAGUAAAGAUUGGACAAAAAAAGAUCCAUCAAAAUUAACAAUCUCACGUCCAACAAAUUUUAAUCAUCCGAUUCAUGUAACGUACAAUUCAUCAACAGGGGAAUUCGAUGGUAUGCCAGAAGUAUGGUCAAGUCUAUUACAAAGUUCAAAAAUAACGAAACAAGAACAAAAACAAAAUCCCCAAGCUGUUAUUCAUGCAUUAGAUUUUUAUCAACAUGCUGCACAAAAAAGAGAAUCAAAAUUUAUGUAUUCGUCUUAUAAAAAUUUAACACCGCCUAUAUCCGGUGAUUUAGCCGAUAAAUUUCGUCAAACAGUCAUUCUGGUUUCAGAUAAAUCUACAACAUCCGUUGAACAAAGUUCGAAUCGUUACGAUAAUGAUCAAUUACCACCUCCGAUUGCUGCAAGACCAGAAAAAACUAAAAGCAUUUACACGAGACCAAUAGAUGAUGAUAACAGUAAAUUAAUAUCCGCAAAUGGAGAUAAAUCAAAACGAAAACAAUUGAGUGAUGAGGAAAUCUAUGGAAAAUUACGGCUGAUUGUUUCACAUGGUGAUCCGAAUAAAAAAUAUAAAAGUAAAGAUAAAAUUGGACAAGGUGCUAGUGGAACAGUACUAUUAGCAUAUGAAAUAGCAACGGGUGAAGAAGUUGCCAUUAAACAAAUGAAUUUAGCUAAUCAACCAAAGAAAGAAUUGAUUAUUAAUGAAAUAGCUGUUAUGAAACAUAAUCGACACAUAAAUAUCGUUAAUUAUAAAGAUUCUUAUUUACUUGAUGAAGAACUUUGGGUUGUUAUGGAAUAUCUUCCAGGUGGAUCAUUGACAGAUGUUGUUACUGAGACAAUUAUGGAAGAGGGACAUAUUGCAGCUGUGUGUCGCGAAGUUUUACAAGCUUUAGAAUUUCUUCAUAAAAACCAUGUUAUUCAUCGAGAUAUUAAAAGUGAUAAUAUUCUAUUAGGAAACGAAGGAAAUGUCAAAUUAACGGAUUUUGGAUUUUGUGCUCAAAUCAAUCAAGAUCAAUCGAAACGGCAAACUAUGGUUGGCACGCCUUAUUGGAUGGCACCAGAAGUAGUCACUAGAAAACAGUAUGGACCAAAAGUAGAUAUCUGGAGUUUGGGAAUAAUGGCAAUUGAAAUGAUUGAAGGAGAGCCGCCAUAUCUUAAUGAAAGCCCAUUACGAGCUCUUUAUUUAAUUGCAACUAAUGGUAAACCAGAUAUCGUGGGUCGAGAAAAACUGUCAUCUUUAUUUGAAGAUUUCCUUGAUCAAUGUCUUGAAGUAGAUGUUGAUAAACGUGCUACUGCAUCACAACUUCUUCAACAUCCAUUUUUGAAAAUGUCAAAACCAUUAGUAAGUUUGGUACCUUUAAUAAAUGCAGCAAGAGAAAGUAUAAAGCGCAACGCUUAA